Messenger RNA from Elaeis guineensis (African oil palm), 2316 nucleotides. RefSeq names its product probable protein phosphatase 2C 66. Gene Ontology annotation, biological process: protein dephosphorylation. Lineage: Eukaryota; Viridiplantae; Streptophyta; Magnoliopsida; Arecales; Arecaceae. Gene Ontology annotation, molecular function: protein serine/threonine phosphatase activity. The record is from RefSeq and is a predicted model, not a curated record.
GCGUGCGUACGUCAGUUCCGAGCUCCUCCUUCGCGACCACCGUUGUCGGAUCGGCGUCUCACCCAUACUUCCCGCCGAAUGGGCUCCUGCAUGUCGUCGCAGUCGCCGGGAACGCCCGCGGCAGCGGCGUCCGGUGGGACUCCGGCCAUUUCCUCGGCCUCCUCUUUCCAAAUCGGCUCGAAGCGCUGGAGGAGGUGGAGGAACGCGAAGAAGAUGAGAAAAGAGGAGGAGAAGAAUGGGGAAGGGAAAGGAGGAGAAGCAAGUGGUGGCGAGCUCUCUGAUCGGUGGACGGCGAGCUCUGGCGGUGAGGGGCUGCUGGAGGAGGAUCUCCACCGAGUGCCCGGCCGGAAGUUCCUCAACGGGGCCACCGAGGUCGCCUGCCUCUUUUCCCAGCAAGGGAAGAAAGGCUUCAACCAGGACGCCAUGCUCGUCUGGGAGAAUUUUGCUUCAAGAAGUGACACCACCUUUUGUGGAGUCUUUGAUGGUCAUGGUCCUUUUGGUCAUCUGGUUGCCAAGAAAGUCAGAGAUUCUCUUCCUCUCAAGUUGUGCGCUGAAUGGAUUGGUAAUGUUAGUGGCCACGAUGGUCCUUGCCAAAAUGGGUUUCUUACUGGGAGUGCGAACUCUGAAGGGACAACAUCCGUUAUCAUUGAUGAUGAGUGUGCUGAUCCGUUAGAUGUCGAUGAGAAUGAAAACCUACCUGAGAUGUAUCUUACACUGAAACAAUCGCUUUUGAAGGCUUCCAGGUUGAUGGAUAAAGAGUUGAAAGUUCAACAAACAAUUGAUUGUUUCUGCAGUGGAACUACUGCUGUCACAAUAGUAAAGCAGGGACAGGAUCUUGUAGUUGGAAAUGUUGGAGAUUCCAGAGCAAUAUUGGGUAGACGAGAUGAAGACAACAAUUUGGUUGCUGUACAAUUGACUAUCGACUUGAAGCCCAACCUUCCUAGGGAAGCUUCCAGAAUCCAGCAAUGCAAAGGAAGAGUUUUUGCUUUGCAGGAUGAACCAGAGGUCGCACGUGUAUGGUUACCCAACAGUGACUCACCUGGCUUGGCUAUGGCCAGAGCUUUUGGAGACUUCUGCCUUAAAGAUUAUGGCUUGAUAUCUAUUCCUGAUGUCUCCUAUCACCAUCUUAUUGAGAAAGAUGAAUUUAUAGUUCUUGCCACUGAUGGGGUUUGGGAUGUUCUCUCAAACAAAGAAGUUGUAGAUAUUGUGGCCUCUGCACCAACUCGAACAACUGCAGCUAGAGCUGUCGUUGAUUGUGCUGUCCGAGCUUGGAGACUGAAAUUUCCUACAUCAAAAAUUGAUGACUGUGCUGUUGUCUGUCUCUUCCUAGACCCCCAACUUCUAUUCAGUAAAACUCAGGAAAAUAUAUCCUGGAAGACAUCACCUACAGAACCUGUAGAGAUGACAGCCUUGGUCUCCAGUGAUCUAGAUGUGAAUGGUCGGGAAGGAAUAUCUGGAUCGGUCUCUGGUGGAGCACAGAUUUCUUCAUUUGGGCACUUGAAUACUCUGUACAAUGCCAAUGAGAUUGUCACAGUUUCUGAGGAGCCCAAAGGAAAUGUGGUUCCUGAGAGAUGCGAAUCAAGAUUGAGCCUGGCUGAUUGUAUAGCAACCGCUGAGGAGGAAUGGUCUGCACUAGAAGGUGUGACUAGGGUGAACUCCCUGUUGAAUCUUCCACGGUUCUUAUCUGGCAAUAAAAGGUCAGGUAGUUGGAGAAAGCGGUUUUAGGAUCACAAUGGCAGUCAAAACGCAAACAUCACACAUCCAAACUUGGUCAUUCUUCAACUAACCAAGCAAACCGGCAAUAAAGGAGGCAAACCAGUAAACUUGGAGCUGGAAUUGGACGAAACCAGGCUGCAUGAUCUCAGACUGUCUGAGACCUUUGGUGUUUUGACUGUUAAGAACAGAUGUCUGGUUGAGUUUCAACUCAUUCGAGUAAGAUAGCAUGAAAUUUGUGUCUCAUUUUUUUUCCUUUUCCUUUUUCCUUUUUUUUUUGUGAUAACAUCAAGUAUCUGCUAUUUCAGGUGCUUGUAGAAUAGUGAAUUUGAGACCUGCUGUUAUUGUGUUGGAUUAUUGUGAGGAGGGCUGCAAUUCAGGGGUUUCUUGUCUUGUAUGCAAAUUUUUGUUUGGAAGUGGCCUUUGAAUUAUGUCCUGGAACAUUGCUCGAACUGUAUACAACCGUCAAUGUAGAGAUUGUAUUGUAUUCACCAUGUGUUAUUUUCCUUUUCUACAAGAACAUGUUAUGUGAGACUCUUUGCCGAUUCAGGGUUGUACCUAACUGGUUUAGCUUGUUGCUGAAAUCACUAUUUCUCUGUUGAU